This is a messenger RNA of Cyclopterus lumpus (lumpfish), 778 nucleotides long. Its product is annotated as bcl-2/adenovirus E1B 19 kDa-interacting protein 2-like protein. The coding region runs from base 1 to 657 and encodes 218 amino acids. Gene Ontology annotation, cellular component: cytoplasm. Gene Ontology annotation, biological process: apoptotic process. The transcript has 7 exons. The record is from RefSeq and is a predicted model, not a curated record. Lineage: Eukaryota; Metazoa; Chordata; Actinopteri; Perciformes; Cyclopteridae.
AUGACAUAUGACCUGCGGCGUCUCGGCGUGGCGUCCGGCGCCCGGCUCCAGCCGGAGGGGGACCACAGCGAACCGGGAGCUCUGGAGCGAGAGGACGUGGUGGACGGGCGGGGCACCAGGUGGCGCUGCUUCUCCACCGGAGAGCCGCCGCAGGAGAGCCGGGUCAACAUGAGCGUCCUGGAGCCGUUCCUCAGGGUGCUGUCUCACGGAGGUUACUAUGGAGACGGGAUGAAUGACAUCAUCGUGUUUUCUUCCUGUUACCUGCCGCGGAACUGUCUGGAGAACUACCAGUACGUGAUGGAUCACCUGUUCAGGUAUGUGGUGGGAACUCUGGAUCUGAUGGUGGCGGAGAACUAUGUGAUGGUGUAUCUCUGUGCCGGAGGUCAGAAGGACAAGCUGCCAGGAAUCAGCUGGCUGAAGGAGUGCUACACCACCAUCAACAGGAGGUUGAGGAAGAACCUGAAGGGUUUCUAUGUGGUUCAUCCCACCUGGUACAUCAAGGCCCUCGCCACCAUCAUCAAACCCUUCAUCAGCUCUAAGUUCAGCAGGAAGCUCCAGUUCGUGGCCAGCCUCCCUGAUCUCUCUCACCUGGUCCCUACUGAGCAUGUGCAGAUCCCAGACUGCGUCGCCCGGUACGACCAGAACCUGAGCAGGUGAAGCAGCACCACUCCUCUGCUCCUCCUCUGCUCCUCCUGCCUCCCUUCCCACUCAUGUCCUCCUCUUGAAUGAACACGUUAUCAUUGUUACUAUAGACGAUCAAUAAAAUGUCAACAAACUG